This is a messenger RNA of Labrus mixtus (cuckoo wrasse), 3091 nucleotides long. RefSeq names its product gap junction gamma-1 protein-like. Gene Ontology annotation, biological process: cell communication. Gene Ontology annotation, cellular component: connexin complex. The transcript has 5 exons. The record is from RefSeq and is a predicted model, not a curated record. Bases 377 to 1537 code for a protein of 386 amino acids. Lineage: Eukaryota; Metazoa; Chordata; Actinopteri; Labriformes; Labridae.
UUUCCCCCCCUCUUGUUCGCCGACACAUGGGGUCACAAGAGCUGAAUGGGUUCACACCAUAGACUGUAAAUAUUGGUGCACAGUGACGGGCUGCCUCGGACGCGGACGCACGCAGACGCCGAUGAGAGCGCGCGCGCUAAUUAGGAAAACCUGGUUGAGCAAUUAAGCGCGAGGAGAGAAGACUCAAAGUUUGUUAAGACAGUUUAGUAUCUUUCUACCCGUUCAUUAAACCCCGGUGGAGCUUCUUUUUUGUAUCAUCGGGGAAUUGAUUUUACGAGAAGUCUAAAUUUACUCAAAGUGGGUUCCACGUCAGGAGUUUUGGGAUCUGCGCGUCCCGGAAAGCGAGCUGGUUUAGCUCCCCGGUCACCUCGGCACCAUGAGCUGGAGCUUCCUCACUCGUCUGCUGGACGAGAUCUCCAACCACUCCACCUUUGUGGGAAAGGUCUGGCUGACUGUGCUCAUCAUCUUCCGCAUCGUGCUCACAGCCGUCGGCGGCGAAACCAUCUACUACGAUGAGCAGAGUAAAUUUGUCUGUAACACGCAGCAGCCUGGCUGUGAAAACGUCUGUUACGAUGCGUUCGCGCCGCUCUCGCACGUCCGUUUCUGGAUCUUUCAGGUGAUCAUGAUCACGACCCCCACCAUUAUGUAUCUGGGAUUUGCGAUGCACAAGAUCGCGAGGAAUGAAGACGGCGAGUAUCGGCCUGUUCGCAAACAGAAGAAGAGGAUGCCCAUCGUGAGCCGAGGGGCGGUCCGAGACUACGAAGAGGCGGAGGACAAUGGAGAGGAAGACCCCAUGAUCGCUGAAGAAAUCGAAACAGAAAAACCAGAUAAAGUAGAAAAAAGCUCAGAGAAAAAGCAUGACGGUCGUCGGAGAAUCCUCCGCGACGGCCUGAUGAAGGUGUACGUGUGCCAGCUGAUGUGGCGCUCGGCUUUUGAGGUAGCCUUCCUCUUCGGCCAGUACGUCCUCUACGGCUUCGAGGUGAUCCCCUCCUACGUGUGCACCCGCUCACCCUGCCCGCACACCGUCGACUGCUUCGUGUCGCGCCCGACAGAGAAAACCAUCUUCCUUCUGGUGAUGUACGUCGUGUCCUUCCUCUGCCUUCUCCUCACCGUCUUUGAGAUCAUCCACCUCGGCAUCGGCGGCGUUAGGGACACCUUCCGCAGGCGGGCAACGCUGACCCCCCGAGGCCCCCAUCCAAAGUCAUCACGCGCCAUGCCAACAGCUCCGCCAGGAUACCAUGCCACCAUGAAGAAGGAGAAGCUCAAAGGAGAGCUGAAGGACUUGCCGAUAGGCGACUCCGGGAGGGAGAGCUUCGGGGACGAGGUGCACUCGUCCAAGGAGCUGGAUCGGUUGAGGAGGCACCUGAAGCUCGCCCAGCAGCACCUGGACCUGGCCUAUCAGGCGGAUGAAGGAAGUCCUUCACGGAGCAGCAGCCCCGAGGUGAACACGGCUGCAGAGACGGCAGCCGAGCAGAACCGCCUAAACUUUGCCCAGGAGCAGCAGGGAGAGACCAGUGAGCAAGGAAUACAUGCCUGAGCGUGCUUCCUGCCUCAGACGUCUGCGCCUCCAUUCCUACUGGCCUUAAACACAUGGGGGAAGCACAUAUGGGAGUGCAGUCAGACCACUGAGGGAGACCAAGAGCGUAUGUUUGCGUGUCUGUGUGUGUGUGUGUGGAUGGGAGAAACGUGCCUUUCAGUAUUAGGGGUCAGUCUGAAAGCUGACUGAGGUUCAUCUCCACGACUGUAAACUUGAAAGCCGGCCACAUCUCCAGCUUCUACUUGCUUACCUACGUAAAAAAAAAAAAACCUUGUCUACACCCUUUUUUUUUUUUUUUUUUUUCCCCUGAACGCCCACUCUGUGUUUUUGUGGCCAUGCUAUAAUCCUCCAUUUCAGACCUCGCCAGGAUUAUGGAAAGCUUUAAACUCCUCCGGCCAAGUCUACUUUUGUUGUCUUCAUCACAAAAGAGUGGCUCUCUGUUUAUAAAAUGUCCCCAAAUCCUAACUUUGUUGGCUUCAGAGAGGUUUUCAAACAACACAGCCUUGGGUUAUGUCGUGUCUGGAGCACGAGCAGUAGAAUCUUUUCCAACAAGGGUGGCUAAACCUGUACUAGAUGGUUCAUCUUUCAUGUGCAAGAGAAACAGAUCUCAUUGUAGGGAUUAUUGGUGUUUAUUAGCUGGAAACCACAGCAUUCAUUUCAAAAGUAUCUGACAGAUUUUGUAGCCUGUAUAUUUGCUCAAAUCGGCCAAAAUGUUUACCUGGGAAAUGCUUGAAUUCUUAAACAGGAAAUGUUCCAAGAGAUUUCCAAGAACCAUUUUUAUUGGUACAAUCAUUUAUAAUUUUUUUUCUUUCAGUUUCUUGACCAAAGCUCUUGAUUAGUUUCCUUUUGUCUAGAUUAGAAGGAAAUGUUGGCAUCUUAACGCCACCUGUUUCACAUAACUGCUGAAAACUAGGCUCUUGGAUGAUAGAUACUCCUUUUUUUUUUUUCUCCUUCCCUGAAUUAUGUACAAAACAAAUGAUUCAUAAUGUUAGUGCAGAAAGCUUAGAAAAUAUCACUUUUUCUUUUGUCAAACAGCUGAAAACAUCUGUCUCCUGGGCUACCGUCAACAAUGACAUUCCAUCCUCCGUCUUUUGAAUUUACAUAUUUCUCCGCUGAGACAUAUUUUCCACCCUUGACGUGCACCACUGCCCCUCCGUCGUGCUGAAACAUGGGUGCUUUUCAUGCAUCCGGGGGAAAGAAACACAAACCCAGCUGAGGAGAGGAUGACAGUUGGCUGCUGACGCACAACCCGGCACCAUGUAAACACACACAUUCUCCAUUCAUCAUGAGACUUUUGAUCAAUAGCUUUCUGUGUUCAGUGUACUUUGGUUUUAUGAUCUUUGGCUGGAAUAAUGAAACUGCAGAUCGCCAAAGAGCUUUUUGAUGCUGUAUUUUUGUAAUCAUCUCAAAUUCAACUUUCAUACAAGGUACGACGUUCCAUUUUUGAAUAUGGUACUUCUUCAAUGCUUUUUUUUUUUCUAUUGUCAGUUUUGUAGUUUUUGUAACUGUAGAGAUUAUUUUGUCUUCAGAGUAAAUAAAUAUAUUUGAACAAUA